Messenger RNA from Ostrinia nubilalis (European corn borer), 2181 nucleotides. RefSeq lists its product as uncharacterized. Gene Ontology annotation, biological process: DNA integration. Lineage: Eukaryota; Metazoa; Arthropoda; Insecta; Lepidoptera; Crambidae. The transcript is spliced from 3 exons. Gene Ontology annotation, molecular function: nucleic acid binding. The record is from RefSeq and is a predicted model, not a curated record. Bases 1 to 2181 code for a protein of 726 amino acids.
AUGGAGCAGUUAAAAAAGGUUGACAACUUGCGCAUACCCAGAUGGUAUUUUGCUACGAGUAACCGUCUCGAACAAAACACUGCUACGACUGCGAGCGACUACGAGAGCCUAGCUGCAUCUACGAACGCUACGACGAUACCGCAGGACGCGAGCCCUAUUACCGAAGACAUGAGUGCGAGUGAGACGGGGCUAGAACUACACGUGUUCUGUGACGCAUCCCCGCACGCCUACGCCGCGGUGGCUUACUGGCGAAAAAGGUGCGACGACGGCAAAGUGGUCGUUUCCUUUAUAAGCAGUAAGAGCAGAGUGACACCGCCGUCGAAAUCCACAACAAUACCUAGACUUGAGUUGCAGGGCGCGUUACUUGGAUGUCGUCUGGCAGAUGGCAUUAAAAAGGAGCACCGCCUGCAACCCACUGCCACCUUUUAUUGGACUGACUCUACAACGGUGUUGCACUGGAUAAGAAACGAAUCAAGAAGCUACAAGACUUUUAUUGCUAACAGACUCGGAGAGAUCGAUGAGUUGAGCAAAAUUUCCGAGUGGAAUUACGUUUCUUCCGAACUGAAUGUAGCUGACUUGAUUACAAAGAACAUCGCCGACUGCGAGCUGAGCAGAGACUGUGUGUGGUUCACCGGUCCUCUGUUUCUUCGUGACGAGCGCGCGCUAUGGCCGCGAGACCCUGUGAAAGAGGUAAAGAUUAGUGAUGACAUCUUGGAAAAAGUAAAUUUAUUACAUGAAAUGAAUAAGAAAAACGACCUACCAGUACCAGAUCCCCAACGCUUCUCCAGCUGGUUGCGUUUGCUGCGUGCCACUGCAACUGUCUUAUUGUUCAUAGAAAAAUGCAAAAAGAAGAAACUUACCGUUGUAACCGAUGAGCUGAUGCAAAAGGCGGAGAAGCUUCUGAUACGUCAUGCACAAGAGCAAAGCUUUCAAGAAGAAAUUAACCUUCUCAAGCAGGACAAACCACUGAGAGCCGAUAGCAGACUGCGGUCACUCACCCCGUACCUGGACAACGACGGUUUGCUGAGGGUUGGCGGCCGUAUAGACGCCGCGAAGGCUGUGAGUGACGAGGUAAAGAAUCCUGCCAUUCUAGAUGGACGACAUGAGACCGCGAGACUCAUAGUGAAGCACUAUCACGUCCGCGCCGCACACUCAUGCAACGAACUGGUGGUGAAUGAGCUGCGCCAAAAGUACUGGCUUCUCCGAUUGCGCCCCACUGUUCGCACGGUUGCCAGCCAAUGUAAUGUCUGCCGCAUACGCAAAGCAAUGCCAAAUCCGCCUAGGCUUGGAGACCUGCCCGAAGCUAGAUUAACCCACCAUCAGCGACCAUUCACAAUUUGUGGACUUGACCUGUUCGGCCCCAUCGAGAUCACCGCCGGCCGACAAAAGCUGCAACGAUACGGAGUGCUGUUCACGUGCUUGACAGUACGCGCUGUUCAUAUUGAACUUGUAGCGUCCCUAACAGCUGACGCACUUAUAAUGGCACUUCGCAGGAUGGCAGCACGCCGAGGAUGGCCGAAAUCUAUAUACUCGGACAAUGGAACGAAUAUGCGAGGCGCAGACAGCGAACUUGUAAAGGCCUUUCGAGAACUGGACCAAGAUGCUGUAGCUAUGCAAGCAGUCAACAAAGGCGUAGACUGGCACUUCAUACCUCCAGUGAGCCCCCAUAUGGGAGGUGCAUGGGAACGCCUAAUACGCAGUGUCAAGACCGCGCUCAAGGCUGUACUCAAAGAGAGAUCACCGAAGGAGGAAGUUCUUACAACGCUAAUGGCGGAAGUAGAGAAUAUGGUGAACAGUCGCCCUCUAACGCACGUAUCAGUAGAUCCGCAUAGCCAAGAAGCAUUAACACCUAAUCACUUCCUGAUCGGAUCGCCAUCAAACUUGCCCCUACCAGGUGUCUUCAAUGACGGAGAUUUAUAUCUGCGAAAGCAGUGGAGAACCGCGCAACGCCUCGCUGAUCUCUUCUGGAACCGCUGGGUGAAAGAGAGACCGCCAGCCGUGGGCCAGGAAGGAGCAUUGAAAUGCCAUUCAAUGCCCCACUCAGACAGAGUCCGUGCCGCGCCCACAAAGUUCGUGCCUUUAUCGCUGUAUAUGUGUUGGGGCUUUCCUCUACGGGCACAGAAACGUUUCAAGGCGUUCAAGAAGGCAGCUGUGCUGAGAUCGGACACCAGUUCGAGGUGA